AUGCAAGCCAAUAAUAUUCAUUUGUCCAAUAAGAUCAAAAGUCUUGAAAGCAGUUUGCAAGCACUUGAUAAUGAACAUGUUGAACUAGCCAAUAAUUUUAUCAGUACUAAAAUGGAACUUGCACAGUGCAAAGAUGAAAAUGAAGAUCUUUCUCAGAUAGUUAUAAACCCACAUAGAGGUUUGGAAACUCAGUCUAAAGAAAUUGAAAGUAAAUUGCAAGGUCAGAUGGAUGAUUUAAUUAAAAGAAAUAUUGAUUUGAUAGAAAAGAAUAAUUUACUGGAUGAUCAACUUGAAAAUUUAGAACAUUGA
Molecule: messenger RNA, 309 nt
Organism: Entrophospora candida
Lineage: Eukaryota; Fungi; Glomeromycota; Glomeromycetes; Entrophosporales; Entrophosporaceae
Source: the annotation of a GenBank genome assembly